This is a messenger RNA of Bradysia coprophila, 2246 nucleotides long. RefSeq names its product glycerol kinase 5. Lineage: Eukaryota; Metazoa; Arthropoda; Insecta; Diptera; Sciaridae. The record is from RefSeq and is a predicted model, not a curated record. Gene Ontology annotation, molecular function: phosphotransferase activity, alcohol group as acceptor; kinase activity. Gene Ontology annotation, biological process: glycerol-3-phosphate biosynthetic process; triglyceride metabolic process; phosphorylation. Gene Ontology annotation, cellular component: mitochondrion.
AAAGUAGUCGCUUAUUGAACGUGCGAUGAGUUGCACACUGAUUGUGUCUUGUUUCCUUUUCAAUAUACCUGUAUAGAGUUGUGUGUUCUUAUUGAAUUUCUCCGAAAUCGUGAAUGUGGAUAUACUAAAUUAAAAUUCUUUGCAAUUCUACUUUCACACUUUUGUAAAAUUUGUAAAAUUUCGUCUUUGUAACCAUUUUUGCUUAUACUCAUGUAUUGUGAGUCUUAUGCAAAACAACAAAAAUCGGCCAACAAUAUCAAUAGCCGUAUAUAACGAAAUAGCUUUUGUGCAUUUAAAAUUGGUGUCCAUAAUAAUAAUAGUGCGCUUUCCAAGAGUGUUAUCACUUUAAUAUAUUGGUUUUAAUAAACUUAUACGCUUAUCAUAUUAUCAAUUUGAUCUGAAGUUGUGUUUACGAUAAGAAUCUUAUAUACUGCGUGGAACGGACGGAACACAAAACUGUACAGAGUUAAAGGUUAAUUGAUUUUUAAAGUUCUUUCACCAUUGAACAUGAAUACGAUAGAAUAGAGGAAACGACUAAUAUAUAUAUAAUGGCGAGACCUCAAUACAUCGCUGCAUUAGAUGUGGGAACCACGACGAUAAGAUGCUUUAUCUACAAUGACAGUGUGAUAACUAUUGGCUCGGCCACUGAACAGGUUCAUCUUUUGUAUCCAAAACCGGGAUUCGUUGAAAUUGACCCAGAUCAAUUAUGGAAUAGUAUCAUCAAAACUAUUGAAAACGCCGUUAAAGAUGCAAAACUGGAGAUGAGCGAUAUAAUUUGUCUAGGCAUAUCCACUCAACGUUCAACAUUCAUAACGUGGGAUAAACAAACCGGUCAAACGUUUCACAACUUUAUUACGUGGAAGGAUAUUCGAGCAGACAAAUUGGUGAAGAAAUGGAAUUCCAGCUGUAUCAUCAAGACAAUGCAUGGAGUUUCGAGGUUCCUCUAUUUAAUGACAAGGAGCAGUAGAUUUUUAGCUGGAAGUGUAUUAAAAUUAAUGAAUACUCAAACAACUCUAAGACUACACUGGGUGAUAAAAAACAAUGAACGUCUCAAUGAAGCUAUUCGAAACAAAACGGCAAUGUUCGGUACGCUAGACUCUUGGUUACUUUACAGGUUACGGAAGGGAUACUCUCAAAAUAAGUAUGUGGAACACAUCAGUGAUAUAACCAGUUGUUCGGCGACAGGAUUUUAUGAUCCAUUUUCGUUAAACUGGGCCGAUUGGGCGCUAAAAUUAUUUUCGAUCAAUAAAGAUAUGCUGCCUAGAGUGGUGGAUAAUUCAUAUGACUUUGGAUACGUUGACAAAUCAAUAUUGGGACAUGAAAUCAAAAUUGGAUGCAUGAUUGGUGAUCAAUCGGCAUCGAUGUGGGGGUCUUGUUGCUUUAAUAGAGGAGAUGUUAAGGUUACCUUGGGAACCGGAUCAUUUCUCAACGUGAAUACAGGUCAAAAAUGUCACGCAUCGGUACAUGGGUUAUAUCCGCUGGUAGCGUGGAGGUGGAGAAAGAAAGAACAAAAGUCUGAUGAAUUAAUGUACUGCGUCGAGGGUGCAUCCAAUGACACCGGUUCAAUUAUUAAAUGGGCUCAAGAUUUUGGAUUAUUUACCGAUCCCGCUGAGUCGUCUGAUAUUGCUAAUACAGUUGAUAAUACUGAUGGAGUUUAUUUUGUGCCUGCAUUUAGCGGAUUAGGGGCACCCGUUAAUGAUUAUCAAGCUGCGUCCGGUUUAAUCGGUCUACGUCCGUCGACCAAUAAUGCUCACAUUGUUCGCGCCGUUUUGGAAAGUAUCGCAUUUAGAGUGGCCCAACUGUACACGUGCACUCUGAACGAGACUGAUUUUACAUUUUCAGUGAUCAGAGUGGAUGGAGGCGUUUCUCGUAACGAUUUCGUAUGUCAGUUGUUGGCAGAUUUAACAAGACUUCAUGUAGAGCGAAGUGAUAAUCCUGAAUUAAGCGUGCUAGGAGCUGGAUUUCUUGCCGGUUUGAAUGUGGGCGUGUGGAAGGAUCGUAACGAUUUGUUGCGAUUACGGAAAGUGGAGAAGGUAUUCGUACCGCGACCUGAGAUUAAUUCCAAGUGUUUGGAGUCUUUUCGAGCGUGGGAAAAAGCUUGUAAUAGAUUUAAAGGUUGGUACAACGAGGUCAAAUAAAUCAUGCAUGGGAGAUAUCUUGUUCGGUUUUGGAUUUUUAUAAGCACUCUUAGUGUUGGAAAAUGUUUUGAAAAUCAAUAAAAAUACGAAAAUGAUUCGCCAGUAAAA